Molecule: messenger RNA, 1600 nt
Organism: Cynocephalus volans (Philippine flying lemur)
Lineage: Eukaryota; Metazoa; Chordata; Mammalia; Dermoptera; Cynocephalidae
Gene: ACKR4
Product: atypical chemokine receptor 4
Exons: 2
Coding region: 63-1115 (350 amino acids)
Biological process (GO): calcium-mediated signaling; immune response; cell chemotaxis
Cellular component (GO): membrane; external side of plasma membrane
Molecular function (GO): C-C chemokine binding; C-C chemokine receptor activity; scavenger receptor activity
Source: RefSeq, a predicted model, not a curated record
GGGCAUUUGAUUUCACUCUGCACUCAAGACAGCUCCUCUGCUGACUGACACAGACUGCAGCCAUGGCUUUGGAACAGAACCAGUCAAUAGAUUACUACUAUGAGGAAAAUGAAACGAAUGGCACUCACGACUACAGUCAGUACGAAGUGAUCUGCAUAAAAGAAGAAGUCAGAAAAUUUGCAAGCAUUUUCCUGCCUGCCUUCCUCACGAUAGCUUUCAUCAUUGGACUUGCAGGAAAUUCCAUAGUAGUGGCAAUUUACACCUAUUACAAGAAACAGAGAACCAAAACAGACGUGUACAUCCUGAAUUUGGCAGUGGCAGAUUUACUCCUCCUUUUCACUCUGCCUUUUUGGGCAGUUAACGCAGUUCAUGGUUGGGUUUUAGGGAAAAUGAUGUGCAAAGUAACUUCAGCCUUGUACACAGUAAACUUUGUCUCUGGAAUGCAGUUUCUGGCUUGUAUCAGCAUAGACAGAUACUCGGCAGUAACUAAAGCCCCUGGUCAAUCAGGAGUGGGAAAACCAGGCUGGAUCAUCUGUUUCUGUGUCUGGAUGGCUGCCAUCCUGCUGAGUAUACCCCAGCUGGUUUUUUACACAGUAAAUGGCAAUGAUAGAUGCAUUCCCAUCUUUCCUCACCACCUAGGAACAUCAAUGAAAGCACUGAUUCAAAUGCUAGAGAUCUGCAUCGGAUUUGUAGUGCCCUUCCUUAUUAUGGGGGUGUGCUACUUUAUCACAGCAAGGACACUCAUCAAGACACCAAACAUUAAGAAAUCUCGACCCCUCAAAGUUCUGCUCACAGUGGUUAUAGUUUUCAUUGUCACUCAGCUGCCUUAUAACAUUGUCAAGUUCUGCCGAGCCAUAGACAUCAUCUACUCCUUGAUCACCGACUGUGACCUGAGCAAACGCAUGGAUGUUGCCAUCCAAAUCACAGAGAGCAUCGCACUCUUUCACAGCUGCCUCAACCCAGUCCUAUAUGUUUUUAUGGGAGCCUCUUUUAAAAACUACAUUAUGAAAGUGGCCAAGAAAUAUGGGUCCUGGAGAAGACAAAGACAAAAUGUGGAGGAGAUUGCUUUCGAUUCUGAGAGUCCUACAGAGCCAACCAGUACUUUUAGCAUUUAAAUGUAAAACUGCUCUGCCUUUUGCUUGGAUACACAUGAAUGAUGCUUCCCCUCAGAUAAAACAUCUGCAUUAUUCGGACACUGAAAUCACAAAUACUAUGGUUGCAACUUGUAACAAAGAAAGGGUUAAGGAGUGGGGCAAGGAUAGAAGCCAAGGAGAAGAGGAAACAAGAUGAUAAGUAUACAAAACCUCAAAAUUAAAAGUAACAAUACAGGAAAAUAGUAGUGACAGGCAUAAAAAAUAAAAAAAUAAAAACCACUAUGCUAUAAAGAGGAAGAUCUUUGUGGUGAUGAAAUAGUUUUGCAUCUUGAUUGCAGUACUGAUUACACCAACCUACACAUGUGAUACCAUGACAUAGAACUAUACACAUACAUUGUGCCAAUUUGAGUUUCCUGGUUUUGAUAUUAUACCAUAAUUAUGUAAGAUGGAACCAUUCCAGGAAACUGGGUGAAGGAUACUCAGGACUAUUCUUUACUAUUUUUGUA